CCAGAGGACGAUGUAGAGCUCCGUGCGGGCUCGCCCAGCGUCUCUGCUGAGGGAGAAGCGGGUUGGCGAAUGGAGUGCCUGCGGCUGAAAAUGGGAUGGUACAGUGGAGGGAAGAAGUCCUGGAAGGCUGAUCAACCACUUGAAAGGAAAGACAGCCAAAACAGUUCUCAGCAUAGCGUCUCCAGCCACCGCAGCGGGCACACCGCUUCCCCCGCUCACAGCACGCAGGUGCUGCCGGACUACACCGCCGCGGAGGCGCUGGCUGCGGAUCAGCCGGACAGUUCUGGGCAGAAGAAGCCAGAUCCAUUCAAAAUCUGGGCCCAGUCCAGGAGCAUGUAUGAAAGCCGACUUCCAGAUUACCAAGAGCAGGAUAUCUUUCUAUGGAGAAAGGAAACCGGUUUUGGAUUUAGGAUUCUAGGUGGAAAUGAGCCUGGAGAACCUAUUUACAUCGGUCACAUUGUACCGCUGGGUGCUGCUGAUGCCGACGGCCGCCUGAGAUCGGGUGAUGAACUGAUUUGCGUGGAUGGGACUCCUGUUGUCGGGAAAUCGCACCAGCUUGUCGUCCAGCUUAUGCAACAGGCAGCCAAACAAGGUCAUGUCAAUCUGACCGUCAGGCGCAAAGUGGUUUACACAGUUCCCAAGGCAGAGAAUGAAGUCCCAUCCCCAGCCUCUUCCCACCACAGCAGCAACCAGCCAGCCUCGCUGACGGAGGAGAAGCGAACACCACAGGGCAGCCAGAACUCCCUCAACACUGUCAGCUCGGGCAGUGGCAGCACCAGUGGCAUCGGCAGCGGGGGUGGCGGGGGCAGCGGAGUUGUCAGCACCGUGGUCCAGCCCUAUGAUGUGGAAAUCCGCCGCGGCGAAAACGAGGGGUUCGGCUUCGUCAUCGUCUCGUCAGUGAGCAGGCCGGAGGCGGGGACGACAUUCGGUCGGAUAAUUGAAGGGAGUCCCGCAGACCGCUGUGGCAAGCUGAAAGUAGGCGAUCGGAUCUUGGCCGUGAACGGGUGCUCCAUCACCAACAAGUCACAUUCAGACAUCGUCAACCUCAUUAAGGAAGCAGGAAACACCGUUACCCUGCGCAUCAUUCCGGGAGAUGAAUCCUCCAAUGCUACUUUAUUGACCAAUGCAGAAAAAAUUGCUACAAUUACAACCACACAUACUCCUCAGCAAAUACCACAGGAGACCAGCAGAAACAACACCAAACCAAAGCAGGAAUCCCAGUUUGAUUUCAAACCACCCCAAGCAGCGCAGCAGGACCAAGACUUUUACACUGUUGAGCUGGAAAGAGGAGCCAAAGGGUUCGGCUUUAGCCUGCGAGGUGGCCGGGAGUAUAACAUGGAUCUGUACGUGUUGCGGCUAGCGGAGGAUGGUCCAGCUGAGAGAUGUGGGAAGAUGAGGAUCGGUGAUGAAAUCUUAGAGAUCAACGGAGAAACUACCAAGAACAUGAAGCACGCUCGGGCCAUCGAACUGAUUAAAAAUGGUGGCCGCAGGGUCCGCCUGUUUCUGAAACGUGGAGAUGGCUCUGUCCCAGAAUAUGACCCCAGCAGUGACAGGAACAGUCCCGCCACAGGUUCACAAAAUGUAUCGGAAAUGAAACCCGUGCCAUCCGACCGACGGCAGCACCCAUCAUCGGAGUCCAGUUAUCCACCAGACCUUCACAAAUCAUCACAACAUGGGGACAAGCGGACUUACGUUAGAGACCUAAAAGGCAGCAGAGAGUUUAGCAGACAUCCCAACGAACACCACACUUGGAAUGGGACUUCUAAAACCAACGACCACGUGCCAGGCAGGAGGACGGAGAGGUCGCCGGAGAGGAGGCGCGAGAGGCAGCCGGAGAGGGCGGUGGUGAACGGGCAGAAGAGGAGGUCUCCCGAAAAGCGGAGGGAAGGGACGAGGAGCGCUGACAACACUUUGGAAAGGCGGGAGCGACAUGAGAGGAGGAGAGACCUCUCCCCCGAGAGGCGCAGGGAGCGGUCGCCCAGCCGCCGGCGGCGGUCACUCUCGUCUUCUUCCUUUGCAUACUUAGCAGGGCUAAAACUAGGUCAGACUCUGCCCGCCGUGUGCCGAAGCUGCGGCUGUGACAUUAGCCUGGAGCUGCCUCUGCCUGCUGUCAGUUUUCGGGGCUGGUACGAGAUUUCUGGUGGAGUCGGCGAGCCUGAUCUUCCUCUUGCGGGCCGUGGCGUAAAUCGGGGUGCCUCUGCGGAGGCAGCGGAGUGA
Messenger RNA from Phaethon lepturus (White-tailed tropicbird), 2217 nucleotides. Its product is annotated as membrane-associated guanylate kinase, WW and PDZ domain-containing protein 1-like. Gene Ontology annotation, molecular function: protein binding. The transcript is spliced from 12 exons. Gene Ontology annotation, biological process: signal transduction. The record is from RefSeq and is a predicted model, not a curated record. Lineage: Eukaryota; Metazoa; Chordata; Aves; Phaethontiformes; Phaethontidae. Gene Ontology annotation, cellular component: cytoplasm. The annotation marks the transcript as partial.